AUGCCUGCAGCCCCCCUGCUCAGCACCGCCAACGGUGCCAAUGCCAAUGAUAACAUCACUCGCUUCGAGCCUCCCAGCCGAGUGCGGUCUCCCUUCGCCGAUGCCCUUUUCCACAACAAGACAAGAUGCUUCGUAUAUGGUAUGCAGCCCCGAGCUGUCCAGGGUAUGCUUGACUUCGACUUCAUCUGCAAGCGGACUACCCCCUCCGUUGCUGGUAUCAUCUACACAUUCGGCGGUCAAUUCGUCAGCAAGAUGUACUGGGGUACUAGCGAGACUCUGCUUCCCGUCUACCAGGACACCGCAAAGGCCAUGGCCAAGCACCCUGACGUCGACACCGUCGUCAACUUCGCCUCUUCCCGUUCGGUCUACAGCUCUACUAUGGAGCUGAUGCAGUUCCCUCAGGUUAAGUCCAUUGCCAUUAUCGCAGAGGGUGUCCCAGAAAGGCGCGCUCGCGAAAUCCUUGUCGCUGCCCAGGAGAAGGGCAUCACCAUCAUUGGACCUGCUACUGUCGGUGGUAUUAAGCCUGGUGCCUACAAGAUCGGUAACACUGGUGGUAUGAUGGACAACAUUGUUGCCUCAAAGCUUUACCGCAAGGGUUCCGUUGGCUAUGUCUCCAAGUCUGGUGGUAUGUCGAACGAACUGAACAACAUUAUCUCGCAAAACACCGACGGUGUUUACGAGGGUGUCGCCAUAGGUGGUGACCGCUACCCUGGUACUACUUUCAUCGAUCACCUGCUGCGUUACCAGGCCGAGCCUGAGUGCAAGAUCCUUGUUUUGCUCGGUGAAGUCGGUGGUGUCGAGGAAUACCGCGUUAUUGAGGCCGUCAAGAACGGUACUAUCACCAAGCCCAUCGUCGCCUGGGCCAUCGGUACUUGUGCCAGCAUGUUCAAGACUGAAGUUCAGUUCGGUCACGCCGGUGCCUCGGCCAACUCGGACCUUGAAACCGCUGUUGCUAAGAACAAGGCCAUGAGGGAGGCUGGCAUCUUCGUCCCCGAAACCUUUGAAGACAUGCCCGCAGUUCUCAAGAAGGUUUACGACGAACAGGUUCAGAGGGGUUCCAUCACUCCCCAGCGUGAGCCCGUCCCUCCCAAGAUUCCCAUCGACUACUCUUGGGCCCAGGAAUUGGGUCUUAUCCGUAAGCCCGCUGCCUUCAUCUCUACCAUCUCCGACGACCGUGGUCAGGAGCUUCUGUACGCUGGAAUGCCAAUCUCCGAUGUCUUCAAGGAGGACAUUGGUAUCGGUGGUGUCAUGUCCCUACUCUGGUUCCGCCGCCGCCUCCCCAGCUUCGCUACCAAGUUCUUGGAGAUGGUUCUCAUGCUUACCGCUGAUCACGGUCCCGCCGUGUCUGGUGCCAUGAACACCAUCAUUACCACCCGUGCCGGAAAGGACCUGAUCAGUGCUCUUGUCUCUGGUCUCUUGACCAUUGGUUCUCGCUUCGGUGGUGCCCUGGAUGGCGCUGCUGAAGAGUUCACCAAGGCCUUCGAUAAGGGCAUGAGCCCCCGUGACUUCGUUGACACCAUGCGGAAGGAGAACAAGCUGAUUCCCGGAAUCGGUCACCGUAUCAAGUCCCGCAACAACCCCGAUCUUCGUGUUGAGCUGGUCAAGGACUACGUGAAGAAGCACUUCCCCAGCACCAAGCUGCUGGAUUAUGCUAUUGCUGUUGAGACUGUUACAACCUCCAAGAAGGACAACCUCAUUCUCAACGUCGACGGUUGCAUUGCGGUCUGCUUCGUGGAUCUCAUGCGCAACUGCGGUGCUUUCUCCGCUGAGGAGUCUGAGGACUACAUGAAGAUGGGUGUCCUCAACGGUCUCUUCGUUCUGGGUCGCAGCAUGGGUCUGAUUGCCCAUUUCCUCGACCAGAAGAGACUGCGCACUGGUCUCUACCGACACCCUUGGGAUGAUAUCACUUACCUCCUCCCCGCCCUCCAGAAGGGUGGCUCUGAGGGCCGUGUUGAGGUCAACGUAUAA
This is a messenger RNA of Aspergillus puulaauensis, 1968 nucleotides long. It is a transcript of the gene ACL1, whose product is annotated as putative ATP citrate lyase, subunit 1. Gene Ontology annotation, biological process: acetyl-CoA biosynthetic process; fatty acid biosynthetic process; tricarboxylic acid cycle. The record is from RefSeq and is a predicted model, not a curated record. NCBI's taxonomy places the organism in Eukaryota, Fungi, Ascomycota, Eurotiomycetes, Eurotiales, Aspergillaceae. Gene Ontology annotation, molecular function: ATP citrate synthase activity. The transcript is spliced from 5 exons. The coding region runs from base 1 to 1968 and encodes 655 amino acids. Gene Ontology annotation, cellular component: cytosol.